AUGUGGCAAGAAGCCACCGUGAAUCCGCGAUGCUGCAUAAAGGUUCGCACCAGCGCUUUAAGCGCUUGCCGCAAAGAUGCAUCAUGGGAUCACGCCUUCCACCUGCUUCGGGCCAUCUCUUCAGAUGGCUUGCAAUUGAAUCUUAUCCCCAUCAAUGUGGUCAUCAGCGUUUGCGAGAAGAGCGGUCGCUGGUGUCUGGGUGCUUUGCUCCAUCGCGGCCUACGGGACCAGCUACUAAAGCCAGAUGUCAUCACUAUCAAUUCGGCAGUCAGUGCUUGCGAAAAAGCGAAUGUGUGGCAACCAGCGCUGAGAUGCCUAGCAUCCGCACAGCAGUGCUCCAUCAAGACGGACUCGAUCACCUUCAAUGCAGCCAUGGCUGCUUGCGAGAAGGGAGACCGCUGGCAAGACGCGGUCAAAGUCUUGGAGGACAUGCGCCGCGCCCGAAGAGCGCCAAGUGCAAUCUCCUAUGGAACAGCAGUAAGUGCCUGCGGCAGAGGUCAAGAAUGGCGAUGGAGCUCUGAGCUGGUCUCAGAGCUUCGGAGCAGAGGUUUGCAGGCUACGGUUGUAGUUUUCGGCGCAGCGAUCGCUGCCCUUGAGAACGACGUACAGUGGUCUCGAUCGCUCGCUUUCCUGGCAGAAGUGCAAAACGUUCGCCUGCAGGCGAACGUCGUCAUCUACAGUGCUACAAUCAGCGUCAUGGAGAGAAGCCGGAUGUGGCAAUAUGCAGUUGCGUUGCUGAAGGACAUGGAGCUCUCAGAUGUGCAGGCAAACGUGAUCCCAUACAACUCCGCGAUCAGUGCCUUGGGUCACGCGAGUCGCUGGCAGCUGGCAUUAGACUAUUUGGCGUGGGUCAACGACAGCAGCAUUGAGAGCAAUGUAGUAACUCUGGCCGCUGUGACGACAGCAUGUGACAGAGCAGGCAACUGGCAGCAGGCCUUGCAUUUGUUGGUUCGAGCUGUAAGUCAGAACUUGUCCAAUGUUGUUUCCUAUGGAGCCGCGAUCAGCGCCUGUGAAAAGAACGAAGAGUGGAAAUGGGCCCUGGAUCUUCUUUCAUCACUUCUGGCUCAGAGUUUGGAAGUGAAUGGCGUGGUCUUCAGUGCCGCCAUCAGUGCAUGUGCGAAAGCAAGCAUGUGGCAGCAUGGGUUAGCCCUUUAUUCCCGGGCGUGCAGCUCAGGUGUGGAAAGAGACGUGGCUCUGACCAGCUCUGUCAUCAAUGCCGCAGGCGAAGGCCACGGCUGGCGCCGCUCUGCGCAACUCCUGAAAGAGCUGCAUUUCCAGAAGCAGACGCUGAAUCUGGUGGCUUACAACUCUGCAAUGGCUACCUUCAGAGAUGCUGGACAAUGGCGGGAAGUGAUUCACCUCUUCCAAGACAUGGAGCGUGAUGGAGUAGAGGUUGACGCUGUGGCUCGUGGCGUCGCAGUGGAUGCUUGUGAAAACGCCGUCGCGGGUCCGCAAGCCCCUGUGUUGUUGACACACUUGCAGUCAGCACAGCUUCGUCGUUUACAGGAAGUGCAAGAGUCACGCAGGUUCUCCAGCGCUCUGUGA
Messenger RNA from Symbiodinium sp. CCMP2592, 1545 nucleotides. The record is from the annotation of a GenBank genome assembly. Lineage: Eukaryota; Dinophyceae; Suessiales; Symbiodiniaceae.